UCACAUACGCAGUUGUGUGUAGGCUUUCCAUCACAGACCAAAUGAGUAUUGUCCAGCACUAUAAUACCAGGAACACUCAUCGUGUACAUCUAGUGUGCAUCCCGUGUGCAUUCAGUCUUUUCAAGAUACUUAUUUUUGUGGUUUAGGGAUCUCGGUUUUUUGUGAUAUAUUAGUCGUCCACCUUUUCUUCAUUAACUGUUGAAGGCCGGAAAAUUUUGGAAUGGUAAUUUUCAAUGCAGGAAGUUCAUUCAAAAGAACCUUAGAAAUUCUUUACUUCAAAUUUACUCUCAAUAACAUACAUCAAUAUGUACUGCAACAUGAGUACCCCAGAGAGGCCUAUCCUUGAUGACGAAAUAACCAAGGAUAAGAGGUUCAAAGACAGGGUGGUUAUUGUCACCGGUGGAGCAUCGGGCAUAGGCAGGGCCACAGUCGAAAGAUUCGCCAAUGAUGGCGCGAGUGUGGCCAUCUUUGAUAUCGAUGACGUCAUUGGACCAAUGGUGGCCGAGGACUUGACUAAAUCUGGUCAUAAAGUGACAUUUUUAAAGGUGGAUGUCGCCAAUAAAUCCGAGUGCCUGGAGGGGGUGGUCAAGGUGGCUGAGGCCAACGGAUGGGCUGUUCACCAUCUUGUCAAUAAUGCAGCCUACUUUGAUUGGAAAGGUCUUGAUGCAGAGAGGGAAGACUGGCACAACACGAUGACAGUGAAUGUUGAGGGAUACGCCAACUUGGUCCAAGCAUGCUACCCUUACAUGAAAACAGGCAAAGAUUGCACCAUAGUAAACGUGAGCGGCAACUCGGCCCACCGUGCGGAACCCAACCGGUGGACAUACUCUGCAAGUAAGGGCGCCAUCGUUUCUAUGACGAAGUGUAUGGCGUUAGAUCUUGGGCAGGAUGGGAUAAGAGUCAACUGUGUGUCGUCGGCUUCGGUGUGGUCACCCGCGGUAAGCAGUGUCGUCUUCGGUGACAGAGCAGAAAGUCAAGCCACUAUUGGUCAAGUCCACAUUCUCCAGCGCGUGGCUAUGCCGUCCGAAGUAGCUGCAGCCAUUACGUUUCUGAGCAGCCGGGACGCCAGUUUCUUCACGGGGGCGGACAUCCCGGUGGAUGGGGGUCACAGCGCGAUGAGUCCAGAGGGCUUCGGGAUACCCAAGGACGACUACUUAUUGAAUGAUAAGAAAAAAUCACCGGUGAAAGAGAAAAGUUUGGAGGAUGAACUCAGAGAAGCAGCUACGGAUCCCGAUGCUUGAUAGUACAUACACCGUUCAAGAUAGUUAAUGACAAUAGUCACUUCCAUUGCUUUCAAUUCAUAGACUGUUGAUAUAACAUUUCGACGAAGUUGUUGAAACAGGUAUUUCGCUUUGUGUUUGGGAUAAGUCAGGACUGAACUCCGAAGAAAUGAAGCAACUCUCCCAAAAUGUAUCACUGAGGCACCGGGUCAUCCUUGGUUGACACCAUGAGAAUAAAGGACUGCUUUCCCCUUUCCGAUUAGCAAAUUCAAAAAAUCUUUAACAUAGUAACGCAUACUCGGCAUCUUAGACUCACGAGGCAGUCUAUUUGUAAUAUUAUGCUACCAAAUGUUCUUGGCCAAUAGCGUAACUCGAUUCACAUCAUGUGAUUUCAAGUCAUCACAUCGUAUCGGAUCCAAAAAAGCAAUAACGGAUCCAAAAAAAUGUCGUAACGGGUCCUAAAAGGUUUUAAUCCAAUCAAAAUGGAUCAAAAUUGUUUCAUUAUUUUCCUUUGGAUUGAUUUCUUUGCCAAGACAUUUGGUUGCAUAAUAUAGCAAAUAGUGGAUGUUUAAGGUCGUCCAAUAUGGAAUUUUGCUGGACUCAGAAAGCCUCGUCCGCCAUGACAUUUCUUCGUCCAUCAAAAUUCCAUAUCGGACUCCCAAACAUCCACUAUUUGUAUAAUGUUGGUUCUUCUUCUUCUUCCUUAUGUUAGGGACGCUUAUUCCAACCAGAGUGUUUUAAGAGACUCGGUGUCAAAUUGAUCUGAAGUAGAUUCGCUAUUAAAAUAGUUCACAUCUA
Molecule: messenger RNA, 2018 nt
Organism: Lineus longissimus
Lineage: Eukaryota; Metazoa; Nemertea; Pilidiophora; Heteronemertea; Lineidae
Product: cyclopentanol dehydrogenase-like
Exons: 4
Coding region: 306-1241 (311 amino acids)
Source: RefSeq, a predicted model, not a curated record